This is a messenger RNA of Labrus bergylta (ballan wrasse), 2651 nucleotides long. NCBI's taxonomy places the organism in Eukaryota, Metazoa, Chordata, Actinopteri, Labriformes, Labridae. The record is from RefSeq and is a predicted model, not a curated record.
AAACCCGUCGUCUCUGUCGGAAGUGGCUCACUCCGAGGUGGCGCUCACAGGCAAGCGGGUUGUUGGUGAUUCCUUUUUUUCUUCUUCGUGUUUUCUCGGGCAUAUUUACCACAGCAGGAUAAGUCAUGCCGUCAGUUCCUUCUACCAAAGACGCCGUGCUCAAGGCUCCCGUGUGCCCCCACGCUGCCAAGAUGCUCAGCCACACCAACGGGGAGGCCAAGCUCCGCGAGGGCCCGUUCCCGCUGAACGGGGUUGACAAGCUGCACUCGGUGGAACCCGAAGAAUCCACCCGGACCAUUCAGAUCAACACAAAGAACGCCAGUCCGGAGAGGAAAUGGAUCCGGCCUGACCUACCCAGCCGUUGCAAGUGGAGCCUGGGAGCUUCAAAAGCCGACAACCCUCACACACAAAUCCCGAGAACUGUCUCUCCGGCCAUCCUCCCAAACAUCCUGCACAGGAUCGGAGACACUCCCUUGGUACGCAUCAACAAGAUCCCCAAAGCGUACGGACUCAAGUGCGAAAUACGUGAUGGCAAGUGCGAGUUCUUCAAUGCCGGCGGUAGUGUGAAGGACAGGAUCAGCCUGCGAAUGGUGGAGGACGCGGAGAGAGCCGGCCUCCUUAAACCCGGAGACACCAUCAUAGAGCCCACAUCUGGAAACACUGGUAUCGGGUUGGCCCUGGCUGCAGCUGUGAAAGGCUACCGCUGCAUCAUCGUCAUGCCCGAGAAAAUGAGCAUGGAGAAGGUGGACGUCUUGAGAGCUCUCGGCGCAGAGAUCGUGCGUACGCCCACCAGCGCUCGCUUCGAUUCGCCAGAGUCUCACGUGGGCGUCGCUUGGCGCCUCAAAAACGAAAUCCCAAACUCCCACAUCCUGGACCAGUACCGCAACCCAAGCAAUCCUUUGGCUCACUACGACACCACGGCGGAGGAGAUCCUGGAGCAGUGUGACGGGAAAGUGGACAUGCUGGUGGCGGGGGCCGGCACAGGAGGGACCAUCACAGGCAUCGCUCGCAAACUGAAGGAAAGAUGCCCCAACAUCAAAAUUGUUGGUGUGGACCCUGAAGGCUCCAUCCUGGCCGAGCCCGAGGAGCUCAACAAGACCGAUAAGACCCAGUACGAGGUGGAGGGCAUCGGGUACGACUUCAUCCCCACCGUGCUCGACAGAUCUGUGAUUGACACCUGGUACAAGUCCGACGACGAGGAGUCCUUCAACAUGUCUCGCAUGCUGAUCAGAGACGAGGGCCUGCUGUGCGGAGGCAGCUCUGGGACGGCCAUGGCAGCUGCAGUAAACGUGGCCAAAGAGCUGAAGGAGGGCCAGCGCUGCGUUGUCAUCCUGCCAGACUCCAUCCGUAACUACAUGUCUAAAUUCCUGAGCGACAAGUGGAUGGUCCAGAAGGGCUUCCUGAGCGAGGAGGACCUCACGGUGAAGAAACCAUGGUGGUGGAACCUGAGGCUGCAGGGUCUGAACCUGUGUGCCCCCCUCACCGUCCUGCCCACCGUCAGCUGUCAGAAGACCAUCACGAUCCUGAAGGAGAAGGGCUUCGACCAGGCGCCGGUGGUGGACGACGCUGGAGUCAUCCUCGGCAUGGUGACUUUAGGAAACAUGUUGGCCUCUAUUCUGGCGGGGAAGAUCAAGCUGUCCGACCCGGUCAGCAAAGUGCUCUACAAACAAUUCAAACAGAUCCGUCUGACUGACAAUUUGGGAAAGCUGUCCCGCAUCCUGGAGACUGACCACUUUGCGCUGGUGGUCCAUGAACAGAUCCAAUAUUUGACAGACGGCUCUCCCAGUCUGAAGCAGAUGGUGUUCGGCGUGGUGACGGCCAUCGACCUGCUCAACUUCGUCACGGUCCGGGAGAGGAGGGAGCGAUCAAUGUCAGAGUCCACCGAUGAGCUGAACUGAAACACCCGAGUACACACUUGUACAUUUCUUCCAUAAACAUAAACACAAACAAAGGUUUUAGGAAACCAUUCUUAAAAGAUGUCAACAGAAGAAAACCUUGUUUUUGAUUUAGUUUACCAGCUUUAUUCCACUUACAGCAAUAUUGAUUCAUAUUUUUCAUGUUUGAACCUGAGUCUUAAAAAUAAUAAGCAACAUGUGUUAAUAAGGCAACCUGUGAUGGGAUUACUUGAUUCUUACUUAUAUUUGCUUUUAGUGCUCAAAGCAAAUCUUGUUAGUUUUUAACUCGUUGGAAGCUUUUAGUUUUAUGUCACAGUCUUGAAUAGAGGACUCUGCUGGCGUUUUGUUUGUGGGGAACAUUCAUGAUUGUUUCACAGUUGCCUUGUGUAUCAAUCAAACAUCAGAUAUAAGACAUAGAAUAGUAUAAAAGACAUUCAUCUCAUUUAUCAAAAUAUAAGAAAUAGAGAGUUGCUGUAUAUAAGCAUAUUAUUCUUUCCAGUGCUGCUUAUUAUUUGCUGUUUCUUCGUUUGUGUAUAUGUGCACAAAAGAUAAAUCUGUGCAGUGUAAUCAUAUUUUUUGAAAAAGAAAAAAAAAAGUCCUUUUCUUUUCCUCUCCUCUUCCAACCCAUCCUCUGUGAUGUGACUGUAAAGAUGUCUUGACUAUUUAAUCUUAGCUCUGUCUGAGAGAAACGUUUUGUAUUGCAUCAUUUUACCCGAAUGAAUGUAUGACUUUAAAUAAAGUUUAGAAGAAGUCUAA